GUGAGAGCGCGAUCCAGCGAGAAUCGCGAUCCAUCUUCGCAGUCUUGUUUUUGUCCUCGAAAACCUCGGUCCGCGAGAAGUGCUAAGAGUGUUUGAGGUGGCAGUUUACACGCUAAUUAUUGGCCUCUGAUUCCCGUAAAACAUCCUUCCGUUGCCCGCCCGAGGAGAAUGCCCCGCCCGUACGAGGAUGAAGAUGAAGCCCGGCGCCCAAUCCUGCAGGCGGAUACGGACACUGACGAACCCACGGCGCGAGCCACCCGCUUAGGCCGGCCAAGCGAUGACGACGAGCUGACCGAACGUCUGACUGGAUGCGGGGCCAGCGCGUGCUGCAACCCUAACUCGCCACUACACCGCUUCCAGGCCCUUAUCUUGAUGUGCUUGGUCGGCUUCGGAUCAUACUUCUGCUACGAUAAUCCGGGCGCCCUGCAGGACACGUUCAAAUCGGAUCUCGAUCUGACGACCACCGAGUUCGUGAUGCUGUACUCCAUCUACUCGUGGCCCAAUGUGAUCCUCUGCUUCAUCGGUGGCUUUCUGAUGGACCGAGUGUUUGGCAUCCGGCUGGGCACGAUCAUCUACAUGUUCAUCUUGCUGAUCGGCCAGCUGAUCUUUGCCAUGGGCGCCACUAUCAACCUGUUUUGGCUGAUGAUCGUCGGACGCUUUAUGUUUGGAAUCGGAGCGGAAUCGCUUGCCGUGGCACAGAACAGCUACGCGGUGCUAUGGUUCAAGGGCAAGGAACUGAACAUGGUGUUCGGAUUGCAACUGUCCUUUGCCCGGGUCGGCUCGACGGUAAACUUUUUGGUGAUGGUCCCUAUCUACAAGUACGUGAAGAGCCUGGGCUACCAGGGGCACAUGUGCACCGGAGUGGUCCUUUUGCUGGCCACACUAACCUGCGUCAUGUCGAUGCUGUGUGCGCUGAUUCUGGGGUGGAUGGAUCGUCGCGCGGCGCGUAUUCUGAAGCGCAACGAUAUGCCCCCCGGUGGUGAGGUCGCGAAGCUGUCGGAUGUCCGCACGUUCAAGGUGUCGUUCUGGAUGGUGACGGUGAUCUGUGUGGCAUACUACGUGGCCAUCUUUCCGUUCAUCGCCCUCGGCAAGGUGUUCUUCAUGCGCAAGUUCGACUUCAGUGCCGAGGACGCCAACACGGUCAACUCGAUCGUCUACAUUAUUGCGGCCGUCGCUAGCCCACUGUUCGGGCUGGUGGUCGACCGAUUCGGACGGAACGUGCUGUGGGUGUUCUUGUCGGUGGUGGUCACGAUCACGGCCCACGGUAUGCUCGCCUUUUCCUACCUGAACCCGUACGUCGGUAUGAUUACGAUGGGCUUGGCUUACUCGAUGCUCGCCUCCAGCUUGUGGCCGCUCGUGGCACUUAUCGUGCCGGAAUAUCAACUCGGCACCGCUUACGGCAUAUGCCAAUCGGUGCAGAACCUUGGACUGGCCGUGAUUUCGAUGAUCUCGGGCAUCAUCGUAGACAAGGGUGGAUAUUUUAUGCUGGAAAUCUUCUUCAUGGGUUGGCUAAUCGUUUCCCUGCUGGCCACGAUCGUUAUCUGGAUGUACGAUGCGAGCAAUGAUGGCGUUUUGAACAUGAGUGCAGCCGACCGCGCUAAACACGCUAAAAACUGCCUGCAACAGAGCUCGUCGGAUAAUGCGGGACCGUCGGAUGAAGAUGGCCGGCUCGGACGGGACCUUCUAACAGCGGACCCAGAAACGAUCCGCAAUCGCUACUUGAACCGCGUGCUGGAUACCCCAACCCAAAGCGACACGGAGCCACUCGUGGAGUAGGCGAAACACGUGGCCAUUGUUGCACGCUGGGAAUGAGCAUUCCGAUUGGAGGCUGUGUAUUGUGUGUUGUGUAAUGUCGAGUAUUUCCGUAGCCACGUUCUUAUUGUUUUAGAUGUACAUUACCGUUUGCUAUUUUAAUGAUGGGAUGGAAUGAUGGGAGAGGUGAACCACCGGGUAGUUACCUGGGCUGAGGCUGAGGGUCAAGAGUAUUAAAACCAAUGUUGAAACUCA
Messenger RNA from Anopheles bellator, 2007 nucleotides. Its product is annotated as major facilitator superfamily domain-containing protein 1-like. NCBI's taxonomy places the organism in Eukaryota, Metazoa, Arthropoda, Insecta, Diptera, Culicidae. Gene Ontology annotation, biological process: transmembrane transport. The transcript is spliced from 7 exons. Gene Ontology annotation, cellular component: lysosome. Bases 169 to 1776 code for a protein of 535 amino acids. Gene Ontology annotation, molecular function: transmembrane transporter activity. The record is from RefSeq and is a predicted model, not a curated record.